AUGCAGUACACUCCUGAAUCCAAUGUCUACCAUGAGAGCUGCAAAGGGCAGAAUUGUUAUGAGGACUGCUGUGACAGUGGAUACUCAGGUUUAUUCCACAGUCCACUGAGCAUCAGUGGAGUUGACUCCUCCAGGUCUUUGUCUCCUGUAGAAUUCAAUGAAACGCCUAAAGAGAACCUCAGACUUUCUGUCACACCUAAAAGAAGGACCAGAGAAUCGGUCAGAUUUUUGGACAAAGAAUCCAGGGGUGUGCAGCAGCCAUCAUCAGUUAGCUGGUGUGAAACUCCUAAAGUAUAUAAAAGAGAUGCCUCAUUGCGACACAGACUUUUAAUGUGCAAACACACCACAGAUGUGAAAACUGACAACACAAGAUCACCAUGCACCAGAAGGACUGAAUCCUCCAUUAGUGCGAGUUCUGAACACUGGUUCAGUGCAUCGUUUGACUCUCUAGACACUGUGAUGGGGGCUUUAGCAUCAAGCACUUUAAAACUGGAGCAGUACUUGCCAUUAUCUGGUAGGAAGAGUCGGCUCCUUUUCUCACAGGUGAGGACCUCCACUCUUGAGGAUGGUAAACUCCACUCUGGUCUCCCCUCUAAUUUUGAGAGAAGCGUUUCACUUUCAGAUGCAGAUUUCAGUGGGAGCAUAUCUGCCUUUGAUCAAAUUAAUAUUGAGACUCCACACUCUAGAAAAUUCCUGCCUGUCACAUGGAAGGAAAACUCUCUAUCACCUGUCAGUGGUGUGACAAAUGGCCUAAAUGACAGCCUAAGCAUGUUGUGUACACCAUCAUCCACACAUACACCCAAGUGCAUCAGGUCUGUGUGUGAAGACAGUGGUUUCAGUUCCCUGACUGUCGAGAAAUCCGAAGACUCCUCAGUGGACCAUGAUGGCUCAUUCCAGGAGCUGCUGCUCUCUGCCUCCAGAAGAAACUGUGAAACUCCUAAUCUGGUAGAGGCAAAGCGGCGCUCCCGUUUUCAGCGUCAGCACAGGCUUUCUACACUUAAAGAAGGGGGCUCUCAGUCUGAGGAAGACCCAACAGACAGAAAGGAUCAACAUCUUUAUCAGUGCCACAGCCAAUCUAAAGAUGAUGUUUUUACUGAUUGUGCCACCCCUCGCAGUGGUCUCUCUACUAAAUGUGGUAAUAGCAUGACCUCUGAUGGUUCGGCCUAUGCCAAACAAGACUAUACCACCCCACUGAGAGCCACCAUGGCCAAGCCAGAAAACAUGACGCCAUAUAGCAUAGCUCCUGCUAAUCCAGAUGUAACUCCUCUCACGACAACCCCAGUCAAUCUCUCUCUGACUCCAGCUUUGCAGUUGGUUCAUGCUAUGUGCCAGCAGAAAGCCUACGUGUUUGCUGGCCAAAGUCCUAGCCUGAAGGAGCAGUUGAAGUCCACAGCAGAACUGGCUAAGACCCCGGUGACGUUCAGGACCACCAUGCCAUUGGCAGGACUGAUUGGCAGGAAGAUGGGCCUGGGGAAAAUGGACAUACUCACAGAGCUGAAGAAGAGGAGCCUCAGACACAUCCUGGCUGUCAUACUCAGCCACCUGACCUCUGAGGGUAUCUACAGGUGUGGUCGGGUGUGCAAAAGCUGGAAUGAAAUUAUCCAACACAACAAGCAAGCCAAUUUUAGGAGAAGAAACCACCUGAGUGAAUUGAAGGCUACUCUUGAGCUCGGUGGUGCUGUCCAUGUCCCUGACGCAGAGACUAGACUGACUCUGCUCAAGAGGUCGGCCCUCAAGACGGUUCAGGCCCAGUCCAGGACCUCUAGCUACUGCACCCCGCAGUCAGCAAAUAGCACUUUAAUCCAAUUACAGCACCGUGCUGCACAUUCAGGCGGCAGCAGCAGCAAACGGGAGAAAUUUCUAGAAAUUGCCAAAACGCUCUUCAAUGAUGAGUGCCUCAAGCCUUGCCCUCGAUGUCAGCAUCCUGCAAGGUGUCAUUCGGUGAAAGGGGAAGGUGUGUGCAGCAGAGCUGAUUGUGGUUUCCAGUUUUGCACAUCCUGCUUCUGUGCUUUUCAUGGCUCUAGAGAAUGUGGCAGCCGGUCUGUAGGCCGUCGCAAAAAUGACAUAAUUCUUCCAGGAAGUGCUCAAAGCAAGCGGAACGUGAGGAGGCUAUGA
Messenger RNA from Seriola dumerili (greater amberjack), 2115 nucleotides. It is a transcript of the gene fbxo43, whose product is annotated as F-box protein 43. Bases 1 to 2115 code for a protein of 704 amino acids. Gene Ontology annotation, molecular function: protein binding. The transcript has 5 exons. The record is from RefSeq and is a predicted model, not a curated record. NCBI's taxonomy places the organism in Eukaryota, Metazoa, Chordata, Actinopteri, Carangiformes, Carangidae. Gene Ontology annotation, biological process: regulation of mitotic nuclear division; negative regulation of meiotic nuclear division. Gene Ontology annotation, cellular component: nucleus.